This is a messenger RNA of Dichotomopilus funicola, 999 nucleotides long. RefSeq lists its product as uncharacterized. Lineage: Eukaryota; Fungi; Ascomycota; Sordariomycetes; Sordariales; Chaetomiaceae. The record is from RefSeq and is a predicted model, not a curated record. The transcript is spliced from 3 exons. Bases 1 to 999 code for a protein of 332 amino acids.
AUGUGCAUCGCCGUCGUCAAACACUGCCCCUGCGUCAAAUGCAUGGACAAGCCCUCUCCCGAGACGACUGAGCGUCUCGAUUACUGCGCCGACAAACAGGAGAUGCUCCGCGGCACUUGGGACGGCAACACCUCUAUGCCCAUGUUCACCCGUCAGAAGCUCAUGAUGCCGUGCCAUGAGCUCACGUACAUGCGUGCCUUGGACGCGAACAUGUGCCUGUUCAAGAAGGACAACGCUUCGCCUGCGGACACGAUCGCGGCCCCUGCGGCCGAGACCGCCGUCGCUGAUGAACGUCCUUUGAUCAAGUUCACACCGAUUAACAUUCCCACCAAGGGCCGCAGCAAGCUGGCCAACUCUUUGUCCAACGACACUUCGGGGCACAUCCACAAACGUGCCCGCCUCGACGGCCCCUCUACCACCACCAAGACCGGCACUGCAACCGGCACCGCCCUAACCACCGCUGCUGCCCUCACCCACCUAGCUGAGAACUUUGCCCGCGAAAACAACACCACCAACAACAACAGCAGCCCCAACCCCACCAGCAGUACCAUCGUCCACCCAGCCAGCAGCACCAUCACCGCCACCAGCUCCCCGGCCUGCAACAACAACAGCAGCUCCCCCCUGGCCCCCACUCCGUCGAGCACCACCCACGGCACCGGCACCGGCACCGGCACCCCUGGCCACACCGGCACCACUGGCCGCACCGGCAGCACCGGCAUCACCAACAGCAAAGGCCGUACCCCGCUGCCGAACUCACGCCCGAUGACCCCGCGCGUGAUUCAGGCCACGGCGGCUGCGGCGGCGGCUGAUUUGGCUGCGAGGGUUGCGAGGGGGGUGUGGACGCAUGAGGAGUCGGUUAAGGUUUUGUUGUUGAGGUGCAGGGAGAUUGAGUAUAAUUCGGCGAGGGCUAGGGAGGUUCUGCCUGGCCGAGACGCGGCUGCUUGUGAGGACCAGCUGCUUGAUUUGGCGCUGAAGUAUGGCUAUGAGGACCAUAUUUGA